Molecule: messenger RNA, 670 nt
Organism: Pyrus x bretschneideri (Chinese white pear)
Lineage: Eukaryota; Viridiplantae; Streptophyta; Magnoliopsida; Rosales; Rosaceae
Exons: 5
Coding region: 109-564 (151 amino acids)
Cellular component (GO): nucleus
Molecular function (GO): RNA binding
Source: RefSeq, a predicted model, not a curated record
CUCCCACACCACCACGUGUACUCUUCCAAUUGGCCCCCUCACCAAUACUCCCGCCAUUAUAAAUUUUCCUCCCAUAACCGCACUUCGCUAACGUUCCCGAUCAAAUUCAUGAGUCUUGCCGUUUCCGAUCGAAAGAGAGAAAAUUUCAGAGCAAAAAUGGCGGCAGUUCAAAUGCAGAGAGUCGCAUCUCCACCACCGCAAUCGGUUGAGGCGCCGAAGAAGAACAGAAUUCAGGUCUCCAACACCAAGAAACCACUCUUCUUCUACGUCAAUCUCGCUAAGAGGUACAUAGAGCAGUACAACGAGGUUGAGCUCUCUUCGCUUGGGAUGGCAAUCACCACGGUUAUCACUAUUGCGGAGAUUUUAAAGAACAACGGCUUGGCUAUCGAGAAGAAGGUGUCUACAUCUACCGUUGGAAUGAAAGACGAGAGUAAGGGUCGCCUCGUGCAGAAGGCUAAGAUCGAGAUUGUGCUGGGGAAGUCUGAAAAAUUCGAUGCCAUAAUGCAAAUGAAUGCUGAUGUACUUGCUGCAGACUCGGUUGCGACCGAGGGAACAAAAAAAUGAUAACGAAGCAGUUUCCGUUGUUGCACAUUCUUCCUUCACUAUCUGCAGAAUUGUAAAGAUCUUCUCUUUUUGUACCGUUUCCUUCUCGAAUCUGUAAAUUUUUCAU